AAUGUUGGAGACCACCUCCCCACUGUGAGCCCAAAUUUGUGCGUCGGAAAAGAUUGCUUCCCGGGAUUCUGUGUCCCUGACACUGGUCGGUGUGUGUGCACUGCAGGAUUUAGUGGCGAGAAUUGUAAUACAAUCAGUGGAAAAAUCCAGGAGCCCCAAAUUAAGACAGUGCGGAUUUCACUGAGUGGAAUAAACAAGCGACCCUUUAACUAUAGCAACUCUACGGAGACUUCGAACCUUGUCAAUGUAUACACCAAUAAAAUCAACUUGACAGACCUAAUGCUGUCGUGGCAAGCUGAGUACGAAAUGAUGGGAGAUUUACCAUCAAGGCCGUCGUCUGUGUCUGACUUCAACGUAGGGCUGGUUUUGAAUAAAGCUGACAUAGAGGUGGUUUCCAGCGAAGGAACUGUGCAGAAGGAGGCAAGUUUUUCCUGUCCAGUUAAUUCAAGCUCAACCUGUAAUAAAACACACACUCUGGCCAGCCCCAGAAUGCACAACAGCAAUUUGAAAAUAACCCUGGAAGUUAAAAAUGGAGGUUACAAAAUUGUGUCUGGAACCAGAGUCGAGUUUCAGGGUAAAACGGUUCAGCGCCAGAUUAACAUCCGUUAUGAUACCGAGGCUCCGUAUUUCUCCUGCUCUGCUGGUGCAAGGAAAUGUGACGAUGAAGAAAUGAAAAUGAAAGUAUCUCAGAUUAGUACCGAUGGCAAGGUAUUUGUUCAUUCUACACCUUGUGGUCUUUUUG
Molecule: messenger RNA, 742 nt
Organism: Lingula anatina
Lineage: Eukaryota; Metazoa; Brachiopoda; Lingulata; Lingulida; Lingulidae
Biological process (GO): cell surface receptor protein tyrosine kinase signaling pathway; protein phosphorylation; multicellular organism development
Cellular component (GO): plasma membrane; signaling receptor complex
Molecular function (GO): transmembrane receptor protein tyrosine kinase activity; ATP binding
Source: RefSeq, a predicted model, not a curated record